This is a messenger RNA of Truncatella angustata, 1278 nucleotides long. RefSeq lists its product as uncharacterized. The transcript has a single exon. Gene Ontology annotation, molecular function: oxidoreductase activity. Gene Ontology annotation, cellular component: cytosol. Lineage: Eukaryota; Fungi; Ascomycota; Sordariomycetes; Amphisphaeriales; Sporocadaceae. The record is from RefSeq and is a predicted model, not a curated record. The coding region runs from base 219 to 1091 and encodes 290 amino acids.
GCACGAAAUCAGAGGUGAAUGUGAUUCUGGAAAUGUAUGGGAGCCGGUGUAAAUAAAAGGCUCAGGCUACAUGUUCAUAAACCGCACUUCACAUGCCCGUUACCCAAACACAGUUCAACACACCAUAAAUCUUUUUCCUCGCCAAGCAUAGGGGUACCAUAGUACGCUGAUCAUUUGAAUCAAUCUCCCAGGCACCCCUGCUGUCUUUGACCGCUAAUAUGCCUUCGGCCGAGACCUACACCACCUACCAUCGCACAACAUAUCCAUACAUUGACCCGACUCAGCCAAAGUUUUCUUGUGCUGGGAAAAAUGUACUGGUCACAGGCGGAGGAUAUGGCAUUGGCAAGGGCAUAGCGCGCUCCUUUGCCAAGGCUCGCGCUUCCAAUCUCAUUUUGCUUGGCCGUACGUCCUCUAUUCUCGAAGAGACCAAGGCUGAGUUGGAAGCGGAAUUUCCCUCCACGAAGGUUCACAUUUCCCCUGCCGACAUCACCGAUGCCGCAGCCAUCAAUAAGAUCUUCAAUUUCAGUGUCUCCGAACUUGGACAUGUUGAUAUAGUCGUCAACAAUGCCGCCUUUCUGCCUACCAUCAGUGCUCUCAAGGAUGCUGACUUGAAGAACUGGUGGCGCGGCUUCGAAGUAAAUGUUUUAGGCACCGCGACCGUGACACAGGCUUUCUUGAAAACCAAGCCGGCGGGACUUAAGGGCACCGUCAUCAGCAUCAAUACCUCGGUCGCCCAUUACGGCAUCUUCCCAGGUUACUCGGCCUACGUGGCGAGCAAGAUGGCUUCUCAGCGCAUGAACGAGUCUUUUCAGGCCGAAAGCUCCGACGUACGCUUUAUCAGUUUACAGCCUGGUGGGGUUGACACGGAGAUGUACGCCAAGUUCCACAUGCCGGAAGACUACGCUAUGACCGAUAUCCAGCUUCCCAGCGAUACCUGCGUCUGGCUGGCCAGCGACGAGGCCGAAUUUCUUGGGGGUAGGUUCGUGUGGACGAAUUGGGAUGCAGAGGAGCUCAUCAAGCGAAAGGAUACUAUCAUUUCAGAAAAGGAACUAACGAGCAUGGUGAAGCCAAUUGAGGGUGAUCUAUAUUAGAGCCAGCAGGUAGUUAAUUAAAUUAGCGGUUACUCUUGAAACUUUGAGUAGCGGGCAAGGUGUAUUAGAUUAUGCACAAAUGCAGAGGCGAUCCGUUGCUUGGUUCUAUAUCAAUAGUGGAUAAGCAAAUACGCGGGUGUUAAUACUUGCCACCCUCUGGUGUCAUCCCAUCCAUGUUCGGCUCCUG